AGUUGAUAGUAUUCUAUGAACGAAGACAUUUCCAUCGAUGUUUACUGAGUGGCGUAAGUAACACCGUAUUCCAGACGCCACCAGUGUGGCAUGGUUGCCCGACUUACGCAAUGUAGGCAGAUUUACCAACUCAUACAGCACAGAAGCUACCGUGAAACGUCAUUGGCAGCGCCGGAGGCCACAUUAUCUCAGUAGACGGAGCAGUGCGCCGGCGGCCGGCCGCUCACCAUGCCGCUCAGCUGUCCGAGGGUCGUUCUGCUGACCAUUCUGGUCGCCCUCUCAGCCGCCUUUGAGUUUGUACCGAGUCCCGGUCAGUGUGGAGACGCCCGGCAGCGGUGUGUGCCCAUCAGAGAGUGUGCCGCCUUCCGGACCCGUGAGCAUGUGCUACGGCGGCGACCGGUCGUCUGUGGCUUCUCAGAGCACGGAGUCGAGGUGUGCUGCGAUUUCAACUGGGCUGCCGCCCCAGGAGCCAGCGUUCAGACCACGGAAGGUCCGCUAGCGGUCAGUGAUGCUCCUCUAACCGUCACUGACGGCCCUUCUGCAGUCACCCCAACAGCGCCUCCUCUUCCAGAACGCUGCGGAGAGCCGAGAACGGUGAGGGACGACGAACAUCCGACACUUCCCAAAACGGACCGGGGAUUUAUAAUGCGCCAACGACGCGCCGUAUUACCCCCGCAGCAUGAUCUUUCCCACCCGGAAAUUGGCGACCAAAUCGAGCCGGACGUGGUGGGCGGUCGUGACGUGGAGUUGGUGACCGAGCCUCCAUCGCUGCUGGGCGGGCCCCGCGAGGCGGGCCACCGGUGGCCGUGGAUGGUGCUGUUCGGUCGCUGGACAGACGCCGGUCUGGGCGACUGGUUCUGCGGCGGCACCCUCAUCACCGACCGCCACGUGCUCACGGCCGCCCACUGCCUGCGACCCGAGGAGGCCAGCACCGUGGGCGCGCGCAUCGCCGACCACGACCUGACGCUGCCGGACGAGGUGCAGCACCAGCAGCGGAACGUCUCCGGCAUCGUACGCCACCCGCGCUACCUGCUCGGCCCGCAAAACGACCUGGCCGUGGUGCGGCUGGCGGCGCCCGUCGAGGCCACGUUCGCCGUACAGCCCAUCUGCCUGCCACCGGCCGGCGCCGACCACCUGGGACGGGACGUGGCCGUGGCCGGCUGGGGCCUGCUCGAGUUCGGCGGCCGCACGCCCGACAUACUGCAGGAGGCGCCGCUGCGCGUCACCGACCCGGCCGCCUGCGAGGCUGUCUAUCGGGACGUGCCGCAGUUCGACAGGCGCUUUCCGGCCGGCUUCCAGGGCACGGUGGUGUGCGCCGAGAGCCGGGACGCCGAGCCGCGCGACGCGUGCCGCGGCGACUCGGGCGGCCCGCUGAUGGCGCUCUCCGACGGCUCGUACCAGCUGGUGGGCGUGGUGUCUGGCGGCCUGGGCUGCGGCAACCCCCAGUUCCCCGGUGUCUACACCAAGGUGGCCGCCUACCGGGACUGGAUCGUCGAGCAGCUCACGUAGAGCCGACCCGGGUGACAUGCUCAGUGAUCACCAAUCAAGACAGAGGCAGCGAUUCGAAUGGUCAUGUUUAUGCGUAGGGGAGA
Molecule: messenger RNA, 1592 nt
Organism: Amphibalanus amphitrite
Lineage: Eukaryota; Metazoa; Arthropoda; Thecostraca; Balanomorpha; Balanidae
Product: venom protease-like
Exons: 1
Coding region: 229-1509 (426 amino acids)
Biological process (GO): proteolysis
Molecular function (GO): serine-type endopeptidase activity
Source: RefSeq, a predicted model, not a curated record